Molecule: messenger RNA, 1584 nt
Organism: Exophiala bonariae
Lineage: Eukaryota; Fungi; Ascomycota; Eurotiomycetes; Chaetothyriales; Herpotrichiellaceae
Exons: 5
Coding region: 1-1584 (527 amino acids)
Biological process (GO): carbohydrate transport; transmembrane transport
Cellular component (GO): membrane
Molecular function (GO): carbohydrate:proton symporter activity
Source: RefSeq, a predicted model, not a curated record
AUGCAUGACCGCAAGGCUCAGGAGGGUCUCCUGCGGAAGCAGAAGCUCAAUGCCCACACCUGUGCAGUUCUGGCAGUCCUAGGUUUUGGAUCGCUAACCUAUGGUUACACUGCUUCCAUUAUCGGCACUACACUGGGUAGCUUGCGCCAACCGUCGUUCAUCGAAUACUUCGAUCUCGCUACCCGCUCCAAUGGAACGGAUCUAAUAUCCACGAUGAACGGUCUAUUCCAGACUGGCGGCGUCAUUGGAACAUUGCUGUUACCUACCGUGUGCGACAAGUGGGGGAGGAAAUGGGCAUGUGCCGUGUCCGCAAUUCUUGCUAUUAUCUCAGGAGCGGUGAUGACAGGAUCUGUCAACAUUGAGAUGUUCAUCGUGUUCCGGUUUAUUGCUGGAGCCAGUGCAUUCAUGAUCCUCGCAGCCGUUCCCAUCCUCAUGAACGAAAUUGUACCGGUCCACAUGCGAGGCGCUUUGGUCGAUGUCCACGCAGUCAUGCUUGUCCUUGGUUACACCAUCCAGGGCUGGGUCGGGUUUGGGUUUUUCUUCUGGAAGACUGGGGGAUUGAACGCUUGGAGACCUCCAGUGGCUAUCCAGUGCGUUUGGCCUCUAUGUCUCUUAAUCGGUUUGCUGUUUGUGCCAGAGAGUCCCAGAUGGCUGGUUAUGCAGGGGAGAGAUGCAGAGGCUGAAGCAGUUCUGUUCAAACUACACUCGGACCCAUCAGAUCCAAACAACGAGGCUGCCAAGGCCGAAUUCUUCCAGAUUCAGAAACAAAUCGCCAUCGACAAAACUCUUGGAAAUUCGUGGAUGCAUAUCUGGAGAAAACCAUCAUAUCGAAAACGGGCGUUCCUGGCUGUUGGUAUCACUGGUAUCAUUCAACUGAGCGGCGUCUUGGUUAUCAACAACUACGGACCUUCUCUUUAUAAAUCUCUCAACUUCUCUCCAGUCAAGCAACUGCUCUAUCCCGCAGCAUGGCUGACAUUUGCACUGGGCUUGAAUGCCAUGGCUAUGCUGGUCGUUGAUCGUUUUCCGCGGAACAAAUUCAUUGCCUUCGGAGUCCUCGGCUGCAUGGCAACACUGAUUGUGGAGGCAGCACUAGUUGCUGAGUUCGUGCCCUCAGACAACUCUGCGGCACUUCAAGCAGCAGUUGCUAUGUUCUUCGUCUUCCAGGUUUUCUAUGGGAUAUGUCUUGAUGGAACUCAGUUCUCUUACCUUGGGGAGAUCUUCCCAACCCAUCUCCGUGCCAAAGGAGUAUGUCUAGGUGUCGCAAUGAUCUCGUUCAUGAACAUCAUCUGGCUGCAGGCGGCGCCCACUGCUUUUGAAACGAUCAAGUGGAAAUUUUACCUCUGCUUCAUCAUCCCCGGUUGCAUCGGCGGUGUCAUCAUGUGGUUCUACUUCCCCGAUACAAAUGGACUGCCUUUGGAAGAAGUGGCGGCAAUUUUUGGAGAUUCUGACGAGGUUGCCAUUUACCAGAGGGAUAUUGAGAUCGAUUUUGCUACUCACAGCAUCGUGCAGCACGGUGUGCAUGAGACCAAGGCAAACGACUCUGCACACAUCGAGAGCGAUAACAAUUCCGGAAAUGAAAAGUGA